AUGCCUUCCAUCGCAGAGGGCAAUGUUCUCUCCAACCAAGAGAUCCGACCUAGGGCCAUCCGAGUUCGCGACGACCGGCAACAGCGGAAGCACACCACCACCACCACCACCCAUCCAUCGAGUCACUCUCGGAGCCAUGCUCCCGCUCCCGCCCCCACCUCUGGUCCUGCUGCUCUCCUCGCUCUCAGCUAUGGCCAUGGCCAUGGCCCCUCCAACACUGCUCCUGUAUCCCAGGCCUAUGUUCCUGAACCUUCUGUCGACCCUUCUGUACCUCAAUCCUUUGCGUCUGGCUUCUCCAACCAGGGCCAUUCCUCUUCGAAUACCGACCUUGCUUCUUCAGACUCUGGACCAACCCAUGUUGACCAUGGAUCCCCUUCCCCAACCACGCUCUCUCCUCCGGCUUCUCCUGAGCCUGCGCCGAGAUCUCGGAAGUCUCUUCUGAGACCCCGCAAGUCUUCCCCGGGCUCUUUUGAGUCUCCCAUGAGCUCCACCAAGUCUGCUCCAACUACACGGCAUCCCUCCUUGCCGAUGGCCAGUACUCCAUUGUUCCCUCGAAUCAUGGCCUUCUUGGAGAAGAAUGCUACCCUCCAUGCCUGGAUAUGCAUUCUCUUCCUCGUCCUGCUCAUCAUUCUUAUUUGCCGCAACACCUGGCUUUCCUUCAUAGGCCGCCUCUGCGAAGUACAUCUUGCUUAUCUUUCUUUCGUUGAAGCGGCUUGUUCUGCGACUUUAGCUGCCACAGUUGGCACUUUCAAGAACUCAUUCGCAUACACCAACUCGGCGGUCGCAAAUAUCUACACCACAUUUUCGAAUCCGAUUCAUCAGGUCAGCAGCUACUUCAACCCACCACCGGUGAUCGGACAUGAUAUCGAUCGUGACCUGCCCCCGUUUCUUCCGUUCAUUGGCCAGUUGGUUGAUAGUUUGGAACUCACUCAGACGUGGAUCGGUCAUUUCGAAGAUUCGAUCCCGGCGAGUUCACAGAAUGAGCGCGAUUAUCUCGACCCCAAGAAGCUGGGGACUCUCAUUAUCAGAGCUCGUCGCCUCCACAAGGAAAGUGAGAGGCUCGGUGACAAUUUCGCAGAAGCUUUUCUCGGGGAAACAGUGACCAUCCAACAUCUCACAGAACAGAUGAGUGGAAACUCUCCCGUCUCCCCACCAGAUUCAGCACCGGCCUCUGAGUGGUGCUUGUGCUCAACCUCAUUUUGGUGGCGGCGUUGCCAGUGCGAGGAUGCAGUUUCCCAGAAGCAUAUGGCAGACUUGCUCACAACUUUCAAGUCGGCCCUCAAGCGCGCAAGAGAGACAGAGAACGGGCUCAAAGAUAUAGUCAUCAAAAGCAGCAGGUUCAGGGACGAAAUACAGCAGCUUCUUAAUCCACUCAAAAAGCAGGAGACUGCGAUUUACUCGUCUCACCUCGCGUCGACGAAGGCCCCAUCUCCAACUCCGGCCGUCACACCACCCCUUGAUCUUAUCACGAGCGCGAUCGACGCUGCUCAGCUUGUCCUUGGCGCCAACUGGAGAUUCCAACGCGCACUUCAGUGUCGAAAAAUUCUCGUCGACAGAGAGAUCGAGAAACUGAACUCCUGGAUCCUGCGGCUCAAGAAGCUCAAGAGGCGGCCUCUAGAGGAAUUGCGUUCUACGAGCGGGAAGGCAUGA
Molecule: messenger RNA, 1650 nt
Organism: Ilyonectria robusta
Lineage: Eukaryota; Fungi; Ascomycota; Sordariomycetes; Hypocreales; Nectriaceae
Exons: 1
Coding region: 1-1650 (549 amino acids)
Source: RefSeq, a predicted model, not a curated record